GGAAGUCCGGCAUGAGUGAUGACGGCUUGUGGCCGGGAUAAGGGGUUCUCGCCGGUGGGCAGUGAGCGAUGACCAGGCUCCUGGGCGUGGCGCACAGAGUGGCUUUGGCUGCCGUGCGUUGCAGUGGCCGCAGCUGCCGCGGGCUCGCCAUGUUCUAUGCCGUGAGGAGGGGCCGCAAAGCCGGGGUCUUCCAGACCUGGGAUGAAUGCAGAGCCCAGGUGGACCGGUUUCCUGCAGCCAGAUUUAAAAAGUUUGCCACAGAAGAGGAAGCCUGGGCCUUUGUCAGAAGCUCCGCGAACCCUGAUGGUUCAGAAGGGCAGAAAAAUAAACGUGUACAGGAAUCACAAGUGAAGGCAAACAAGCGACUUCAUGAGCCCUUGGAUGAAGGUGAAGGUGAAACCACAGAGCCGUGUGCAAAGCACGUGAAACAGAAUGCAGAACCGCUGCCUUCAGUGAGCAAAGACACGUUUUCUUAUAUGGGGCACUCUGUCGUCGUCUACACGGACGGCUGCUGCUCCAGUAAUGGGCGGAGGAGGGCUCGAGCAGGAAUCGGUGUUUACUGGGGGCCGGGCCAUCCUUUAAAUGUAGGAAUUAGACUUCCUGGGCGACAAACAAACCAAAGAGCAGAGAUUCAUGCAGCCUGCAAAGCCAUCGAACAGGCGAAGGCUCAGAACAUCAAUAAGUUGGUUCUCUACACAGACAGCAUGUUUACUAUCAACGGCAUCACUAAUUGGGUGCAAGGCUGGAAGAAGAGUGGAUGGAGGACAAGCACAGGGAAGGAGGUGAUCAACAAAGAGGACUUCAUGGAGCUGGACAGGCUUGUCCAGGGCAUGGACGUUCAGUGGAUGCAUGUUCCUGGCCAUUCGGGAUUUAUAGGCAACGAAGAAGCUGACAGAUUAGCAAGACAAGGCGCGAAGCAAGCUGAAGACUGACCAGGUUGUACACCACCAAAGUGAAGCCUAAGGAGAACUGUGGACUUGGGGCGAUGGUGCUGGGUCAGUGCCGGUGCAUCGAUUGUAACAAACGUCCUGCUCUGGGAGCGGGUAUGGAUAGUGGGGCGGUCUGUGGGGGGAGAACAUGAGAAUUCUCUGUACCUUCCUCUUUGCUGCCAACCCACAGCUGCUCUAAAAGCAGGCUUGUACACUACACUUUAAAUGUAUACAAUUUUAUUUGUCCAUUAUACCUGUGGAGGGGGAGCUGCAAAAAAUGCAAACAAUGUGUUAGAUGAAUGAAGAAAAACGGAAAAGAAACAGUAUUCCCACAGCAUCUUCAAAAUUGCUAGCAAGUCUGUUCCAGGUGAAUCUCCUUUUCAAUGCAGUUAUUAAGACUGAUUAUCAUUUUUGUAUAGAAGAGCCACUGUCUUCUGAAACGUUAGGAAUUCCAGCUUGCUAGGCUCUUACUCUGUUUAAAACUGCUCCCAUUAACUUCCUCGAGUUGUCUGGUAUACAGUCCCGUCAUCUAACAGUCAUCUCGUUUCUUCUUUCCUGUACGUUACGUCACUUAUUACAGUCUCGUGUCUGAUUGCCUCUCCUGGCACUUCCUGACUGUUUCCCGUUCAGGUGAGAAGCGGCGGGGAAGGAGGGCAUCAGAGCAAACGUCUUCAGUUACGUGUGCUUUCAACCUUGUCAAGUGUGUGGUGUCGUCUCACACUUAUUUAUCUUUGGCGUAUCCCACCAUCCAAAAGCACACUGUCGAGUUUAUUUCCUGUAGUCGAUUUUACAAAGGAUAGUCCCACGGACGCCAUGGCCCCCAGCCUGUGUCCCCUGCCCCGCCUGCACCUCUGCCUUUCACGCCCCCUUGGUGCCCAGGUUCUGCACACGGCCAGCCCCCCGCCUCUGCUGCCUGCCUUUUCAGAUGCUGCCGCAGCUCCUGCUUUCUCCUUUCUCACUGUUGCUCAGCCAAGAGGACUCCUUGACCUCAGCCACCCGGCCCGGAGGUGUGCACCAUGGUGGCCCUGGCUGAGGGGCUGUGCUUCCCAGUCUGUGGGCGGAGGCACCCCACUGGGCCGCAGGAUCUCUCCGGGGAGCUUAAGGUUCGGAGGGAAACACAGCCAGGCUGCAGCCUGGGGAAGCUCGCGUUCAGAGUCAGACCACGCCUUCCAGUGACUCGCCCCCUUGCCAAGCAGGCGUUGGAGUGGCUGCUGACAUAAGGAGCCAGUACUUGCCAGGACCGACCGAAGGCCACGCGUCCACCCUGGGAAGGGUCUGCCGGGCCCACGUCCCGGUCGUCUGCAGGUGUGUUUGCUAAGGAGUGAAAUAGAAAUUUCUUUUGAUAUAUGUGGAUUCUCUUUUCUGUGUCCACCCUGGGAAGGGUCUGCCGGGCCCACGUCCCGGUCGUCCGCAGGUGUGUUUGCUAAGGAGUGAAAUAGAAAUUUCUUUUGAUAUAUGUGGAUUCUCUUUUCUAAUGACUAAGUUGCUGGGCAUAAAUAUUAGUUGUUUAGACCUAACUGUUCAUCCAGGAACUGUCAGGUAUUUGUUUGGGCCUGAGGGGGGCCAUGAAAACAUUUUCUGAGACAUUAAGGAGGCAGUGAAUGGAGAGAGUUCCAGAAGCUGUGGGCUCUCCGGGUAGUUUUCUUACUGUUCCAUAUAAAUCAUUUCCUGCUUGUCUGUCUUUUCAGUUGGAAUGUGAGUUUCCUGUUUGGGGGAGAUUUUACAUUUUUGCGUCUGUAACAAGGGCCUCUGUCGCACCUGUGUUCCCUCUGGGGUUUAGACGUGUCCUGUCACAUCCCAGUGCCACGUGGGCCCUGCCAGCAUCACCUGGUUGAGGGCCAUGGAGACUGAGAGCCCCCAGGGAGGGCGAUCCCAGCACCGCAGUUCAGCAGCUUGAAGACGCUCGUUAUUUGAGGUUUCAACAUCUCUGAAUCUGGGGUGUCUUGUGGUCAGGGGUGUGUCUCUCUUUAGCUGUCUCUUCACUCCUCAGGGGCCGUGAAAUAACUGCACUGUUAUGGUUGGGGGGUCUUAGAUGUGUUGGAAUAGGCGACUCAAUCCACAGGCAGUGUCUCGGGUUUGGGGCACUGGGGUCUUCCCGCAGCCCAUCCUGCCCUGAGUGUGGAGGAGCUUCAAGCAGAAAACAGACCCAGCCGCUGCGCAUCUCCUGGAGGGUGUCCGGGUGCUGAGAGCUCCCGGGUGCAGAGGCCACGUGCUCUGAGUCUGGGAAGCAGGCUGGGGUCAGGGGACAGGACACGCGGGAAGAACUGCCCCCACCUGGGGAGAAGACAAGACGGGGGGCCGCAGCGGCUUGGUCAGGGGCAAACAGCACUUCUUAGACAAACGUAAAGUAAUCAGGGCCCGGCUGGAGGACGUGGAGCUGCAUGUGUGCACGGGUGCUGCCGUGGGCUGAACUGUGCCCCAGAAAUUGUUAUGUCAGAGCGCUGGUCCCAGCACAGAACGUGGCUGCGUUUGGAGACUGAGCCGUCAGUGAGGUGGUUGCAUUAUAAUGAGGCUGUUUGGGUGGCCCUCGUCGCACAGGGCUCGAGAUGCACUUGCAGUGGGAGGACCGCGUGAGGACACAGCCAGCAGGCGGCCGUCUGCAGGGCAAGGCGAGAGGCCUCCCAGAAACCAGCCCUGCCGGCAUCCUGAUCUUGGAGCCCCAGCCUCCGCAACUAAGGGGAGGGAAGCCUCUCUGCUUAAGCCCCGGGGCUGUGGUGUUCUGCUGCGGCAGCCCGAGCAGACGGGGGCAGAUACAUACAUGAACGUUUGGAGGAUUCCAUUCCAAAACAGAAAUGGCGACCGCAGGUGGUGGGGUCAUGAUGACUGCAGAUUGUUGACUGAGUUAUUGUUGCUAAGUUUCUCAACUAACUUGUGUUACGUGUUUAAUACAAGGACAUACAAAUUGAACGUAAACAUUGAGGAAGAAUCACCUCACACCUGUCAGAAUGGCUGUCAUCAAAAAGAACACAAAUGGGGACUUCCCUGGGGGUCCAGUGGUUAGGACUCCAAGCGUCUACCGCAGGGGACACAGGUUCGAUCCCGGGUCGGGGAACUAAGAUCCUGCAUGCCGCGCAGCCCAGGCCGAAAACAAACAAAACCCCACAAAUAAAAAAAUGUUCGCAGGGCUUCCCUGGUGGCACAGUGGUUAAGAAUCCGCCUGCCAAUGCAGGGGACACGGGUUCGAGCCCUGGUCCGGGAAGAUCCCACAUGCCACGGAGCACUUGAGCCCAUGUGCCACAACUACUAUGCCUGUGCUCUAGAGCCCGCGAGCCACAACUACUGAGCCUGUGAGCCAUGACUGCUGAGCCCGUGAGCCACAACUACUGAAGCCCGUGCGCCUAGAGCCUGUGCUCCGCAACAAGAGAAGCUACUGCAAUGAGAAGCCUGCACACCGCAACGAAGAGUAGCCCCCGCUCGCUGCAACGAGAAAGCCCACGCACAGCAACGAAGACCCAACGCAGACAAAAAUAAAAAAUAAUAAUAAUAAAUUUAUUUUUAAAAAAUGUUGGCGAGGGUGUGGAGGAAAGGGAGCCCUCCUGCACUGCUGGUGGGAAUGUAAAUUGGUGCAGCCACUGUGGAGAACAGUAUGGAGGUUUCUCAAAAAACUAAAAACAGAGCUCCCAUGUGUAGAGCUGGAAUUCCGGGCUUUGUGCCCCGGCCUCUAGUCUGCCAGCUCUCAGUUGGGAACUUGUGCUGGGCCUGGGCGGGGCUUUGGGUGGAGCUGGGAGGGACCCCAGAGCCCGUAGUGAACAAAACCCGGGCGGAGCCUAGAGGAAGCCGGGCCCCAGCACACGGCGGCGUCCCCCCCGUCCCCCACCACAGCAGGGAGCCGCCCCGGGCUCAGCACGCGGCCCGCUUCCCGCCUGCGCUCACCCUGGCUGGCUCCGGCGCCUGUGCGACACAGACAGCUGCCCGAUGGGCACGGGGUUUCCAGCCUGGACCCUCCCCAGGCCCGGGCCGACUCUCCUUGGCAUCUGCCCUCGGACCCCUGGCAGACCCGUCAGACGUGCGCACAGCGGGGCAGUCGGCUUUGCCCGCGCCCAGCCCGCCGCGCCCGAGCCUUCCCCACCUCAACGCGGCGCAUCCCCUCCCUCCGGGCG
This is a messenger RNA of Balaenoptera acutorostrata (minke whale), 5029 nucleotides long. It is a transcript of the gene RNASEH1, whose product is annotated as ribonuclease H1. The transcript is spliced from 9 exons. Gene Ontology annotation, molecular function: nucleic acid binding; RNA-DNA hybrid ribonuclease activity; magnesium ion binding. Gene Ontology annotation, biological process: DNA replication, removal of RNA primer. Lineage: Eukaryota; Metazoa; Chordata; Mammalia; Artiodactyla; Balaenopteridae. The record is from RefSeq and is a predicted model, not a curated record. The coding region runs from base 69 to 932 and encodes 287 amino acids.